Messenger RNA from Drechmeria coniospora, 1593 nucleotides. RefSeq lists its product as uncharacterized. The transcript has a single exon. Gene Ontology annotation, cellular component: nucleus. Gene Ontology annotation, molecular function: DNA binding. The record is from RefSeq and is a predicted model, not a curated record. NCBI's taxonomy places the organism in Eukaryota, Fungi, Ascomycota, Sordariomycetes, Hypocreales, Ophiocordycipitaceae. Bases 1 to 1593 code for a protein of 530 amino acids.
AUGGCUAGGCUACCUACCUAUUCCGAAGAAACGGUCCAGUUAGCUCUCUACGCUAUUCGAAACGGGCUAUCGCAAAUCCAGGCUGCCCGACAGUAUGGAAUUCCGCGCGCUACGCUCCAACAUCGAUUACGCGGCCGCCUUCCAAUAAAAGAUGCAAAAGAGAUAUCGCAGAGGCUCUCAAAUGAUCAAGAAAAGCACCUACGCAAUUGGGUCCUUGCCCAAGGCGCGUUGGGGCUACCGCCGUCACAUCAUCAACUAAAGGUCUUUGCCGCCCGGAUCCUCGUUGCUGGAGGAGACCUUGAACCUCUCGGUAAGAACUGGAUUGCCGGCUUUUUGCGUCGUAACCCAGAAGUUAGUACCGUACGAGGCAAGUCUAUCGAAUGCGCCCGUUUAAAUGGCGCUACUAUCCCUCGGAUCCAGUCCUGGUUCAAUUUACUAAGGCUGCCGGCACUGCAGGCUAUCUUACCCCAACACCGAUGGAAUAUGGACGAAACAGGGAUCCUAGAAGGCCUCGGCAGCAACGGUCUUGUACUAGGGAGCUCAGAGAAGAAGAUACAGCUGAAAAAACGGCUUGGAUCGCGUUGUUGGACUACAAUUAUAGAGUGCAUCUCUGUAACGGGCCAGGCCCUAAUGCCGCUGGUCCUUUUUAAGGGUAAAGACCUUCAACACCAAUGGUUUCCGGAGAAAUUGGCCUAUUUGGAUCAAUGGCGCUUUGCAGCAACCGAUAAGGGCUGGACUAGCGAUGCAAUUGCGUUAAAGUGGCUAAAAGAGGUCUUUAUCCCCGGGACGAAGGCAUCGAAAACGAAUAAACAGCUACUUAUUGUUGAUGGGCACGGAAGCCAUACGACAGAUGAUUUUAUGUACGAAUGCUUCGAUAAUGGUAUCUUCCUACUAUUCCUACCGGCACACGCCUUACACGUCCUCCAGCCUCUCGACGUAUUGUGUUUUUCACCUAUUAAGGCUGCCUACCGCCGGGCUAUUGAAGCUAUUGCAUUUUUAGCUGGUAGUAACGAUACAACGCCAAUCGGCAAGGCUACCUUUUUGCAAUGCUAUUACAAGGCCCGUACGGAAGGUCUUACGGAACGGAAUAUUAAGGGAGGCUGGAAGGGAUCUGGGUUGUGGCCCGUUAAUAUAGCAAAGCCUCUAAUGAGCCGCCUUCUAUUACAGACCGACCCCCCAGCCGUUCCAGAAGCCGAGGCCCUAAAAAGGCAGCUUGAGGAGGAAUCCGAUCCAUUCCGAACACCCUACAGAUCGUACGACGUUAAAGUCCUUAUUGCAAAGGUAUACGCGCCCGGCCAAGUUGAUCGGGCUGCUAGGCGGCUGUUUUGGAAGAUUGGCCGGGGCCUUGAUGCCCAAAACACCACCCUUGCAGAGGCCCAGGCUAAAAUCGCUCAAUUGGAAUAUCAAAUCUAUCGACUUAAGCCUCUAAAGAAGCAAAAAGUAGCCCAAGAUCCCAACGAGCGCUUCGCACAGAUUGAACAGAUCGUUAAGACUCGAGCAAGACUACAACGGGUGCUAGAUCCGGCCCCAAUAGCCGCCUUAACGUCUAGUUACGAAUUUGAGAGCCUUUGCUUUAAAUGGCAGCUUAAAUAG